Molecule: messenger RNA, 258 nt
Organism: Monoraphidium neglectum
Lineage: Eukaryota; Viridiplantae; Chlorophyta; Chlorophyceae; Sphaeropleales; Selenastraceae
Exons: 1
Biological process (GO): rRNA processing
Cellular component (GO): preribosome, small subunit precursor; cytoplasm; nucleolus
Molecular function (GO): snoRNA binding
Source: RefSeq, a predicted model, not a curated record
AUGGCGGAGCACUUGACGCGCUUCGCGGACGACGAGCGCACCAUGCCCGUCGUGUGGCACCAGACGCUGCUCUGCUUCGUGCGGCGAUGCAAGUCAGAGGUCCGCGCCGCGGGCCGCGAUGCGUUCAGCCGCUUGUGCGCGGCGCGGCAGCACUGCCAAGUGACGCCCAAAGCGCAGCAGGAGCUGGACCACUCGGCGGCGCGGGGCGGCGGCGAAUGGCAAGCACAUGCUGGAGACCCGGCUGGCCUUGCGUUUCUU